Molecule: messenger RNA, 708 nt
Organism: Phaedon cochleariae (mustard beetle)
Lineage: Eukaryota; Metazoa; Arthropoda; Insecta; Coleoptera; Chrysomelidae
Source: the annotation of a GenBank genome assembly
AUGAACAUUCUUCUGGAACUAUUAUAUGUUGCCUGUCUUUGCCUGAAUAGGGCAGACAUCAUCCGAGUGUAUGACGGAAAAUCAGCAGCUGAUCCCGCAAUAAGGGUGCUGUGUAAUGAAGGGAGCGAGAUCGAGAUCCUCUCGAGUGGACCGGACCUCUUCAUCGAGUUCGUCGCGAAUUCUGAUUGGCCUGGUCAAGGCUUCAAAGCGAAAUAUCAGUUCCAACCGAGCGAGGAUAAUUCAAUAGAAUCGCACCCCUACCACCGACUGAGGACGUUUUCUGCUCCAACAGAAGUUGAACCAAGUGUUAGUGAAACAAGAUCAAGUUGUGAUAUAGUAAUAAGUAGCGAUACGAAUAAAAAUGGAACCCUCACGAGUCCAUCAUAUCCAACGUCUUAUCCUCCGAAAACGACGUGUAGAUAUGAAUUCCAAGGAAGAGGAAAAGAGAGAGUCCAAAUUGUUUUCCAGGAAUUCAACCUGUAUCAAGCUGUUGCCACCAUAAGAGAAAUGGAAAAAAUCGACAGCUUCUGCGGCAGUGCACUUCCGAAGCCGGUCAUGUCUAAUGGACCUAGAAUCAAGCUCGAGUUUGUCAGCCUCGUAUCUCCGAGGUUCUCGAGAGGUUUCAGGGCGACCUACGCCUUCACGGAAAGUAAGUACAUUUCUAAUUCGGAAUUCGAAUCAGCUUCGGCAUCAGUGGAGCAUGGGUAG